UCAAAGUAAGUCAAGUGAGCUCUAGAAUGGAUCAAUGGCGUCCGGUGUAAGUGCCGUUCGAGCUUUCCGACCUCAACUUGCGGAUAAUAGUGAUGUAAGAUUUCUUAUUAAAAUCUCACCGUUUCCUUCUGCUUUUCUCUUCAAAUCUCAGACUCAUUUUUCUUUUCUUGCAUUUUCCACUUUCAUCAAGUAUCCUCUGUUUCAUACCAGGCCAUCGAAUUUACUAUUUUCACCCUUGCACCGUAACUAUGGAGAAAAGUAUGGCUCCUCGGGAGAGCGUUGGAAGCACGGGAAAUGUAUUGGAGAAGUUUGACAUUGUAAUUGUCGGCGCUGGACCGGUAGGAUUACUGCUUUCAACCUGUCUAGCACGUUGGGGUUACAAGAUCAAGCACAUCGACAAUAGACCAGAGCCAACCAAAACUGGAAGAGCAGAUGGUAUUCAACCUCGGUCCUUGGAUCUUUUACGAAACAUGGGGUUGAAAUCUGCUAUUAUGGCACACGAACCUGCAAAGGUUUACGAGGUCGCAUUUUGGGAUCCAACAGCUGGUGGAAAGGGAAUACACAGAACUGGAACAUGGGCGAGUUGUCCUAGCUUUAUUGACGCCAGAUACCCGUUCACGACCUUGCUGCAUCAAGGUUUGAUUGAAAGAGUAUUCAUCGCGGAUUUGGCGAAGCACAAUGUUCAGAUCGAGAGACCUUGGACAAUCACGGGGUUCAAGACGGAUGAGGGGGAAGAUUCCGAGUAUCCGGUAGAAGUGAACUUAGCACAAGUUGAAGGCAGUGAAAAGGAGACUGUCAGAGCAAAAUACCUCUUUGGUGGUGAGGGAGCAAGAUCAUUUGUGCGAGAACAAUUGAAAAUUGGGAUCAAGCACAAGGAUCCAAUCGCGCAUGUGUGGGGUGUUAUGGAUGGUGUGGUUCAAACAGAUUUCCCUGAUAUCAAGGUGAGUCAUCAUUCUUCAAUACAGUGUUUUAUGUUACUCUGCUAAUACGCUGAUAGAUGAAAUGCACUAUUCAUUCGGAUUUUGGAUCAAUAAUGGUCAUCCCACGAGAAGAUAACAUGGUUCGCCUUUACAUCCAGAUCGCAUCCUCGACCGACAAGGACUGGAACCCUAGGAAGACAGCAACGGAAGAGGAGGUACAGGCUUCUGCAAAGAAAAUACUACAACCUUAUAACAUUGAAUGGGAACGUGUAGAAUGGUUCUCUGUGUACCCAAUUGGUCAAGGCAUCGCCGACAAAUACACUCUUGAUCAUAGAGUUUUCCUGGGUGGUGAUGCCUGUCAUACACACAGCGUAAGUCAUCUCAAAUGUGCUCAUCUGGACAAUAGCUAACAAGCAACAGCCGAAAGCUGGACAGGGAAUGAACACAGCAUUCUUGGAUGCUCAGAACCUUGCCUGGAAGAUACACCACGUUGAAUCAGGAUUCGCUGAUCGAUCUAUUCUUCAUUCAUACGAGGCCGAAAGGAAAAAGGUUGCUGAAAACUUAUUGGACUUCGACGCGAAAUACGCAGCUCUAUUUUCACAAAAGGCCCCAGCUGCCAAGGACGUUGAGGCAGCCACACAUCAAGGAGCAGAACACACAAGCCUGGAGAGAGAAGAAAACGAAUUCAUCAAGACAUUCAAAGAGUCCUGUGAAUUUACCAGCGGUUACGGAGUGGCAUAUAAUCCCAACUCACUAAACUGGUCAUCAUCCCAUCCAGCACAAUCGAGCGUCAUAAAUCCAAAGGGUAAUAAGCUCCGAACCGGUCGUAUUCUCACCAAUUCCAAUGUUACACGAGUCACAGACGCCAAUGUUGUUCACCUCGAGCAAGAGAUUCCUGUCAAUGGUUCAUUCCGAGUAUACGUUUUUGCAGGAAAGCCGGCAACUACUAAACAGGCACUUAAUGAUUUUGCACAAAACCUUACCAAGAAUGGUUCAUUCCUCUCAACAUACUUGCGAUCAGACAUCGAUACCGUAUCUUAUCACGAACGUCACAACCCCCACAGUCACUUCUUCACCUUUUGCACCAUUUUUGCCGAGAAGAGGCAAAACAUUGAGAUUGCACGAGAUGUUCCGAAGACUCUGGCUAGAUAUAGUGAUCACGUCUAUGCAGAUGAUAUUUGGGAUCGUAUGGUACCAGAUGCUAAAGCUUCGAGUCAUAGCAAGAUGGGAUUAGAUGAAGAAAAGGGAGGCAUCGUGGUUGUUAGACCGGAUGGGUAUGUAGGAAUUGUUGUAAGCUUGGAAGCAGGCAGCGCAACAGUUGAUGCACUAAAUGAGUAUUUUGGAGCUUUUUGUUCGAAGGAACUUGGAGAGUCGAGACCAAAUUUGUGAGAAUAAUUGUAUAUUAGCAUAGCACACGUUGUACGAUUUGAUGGCAAUGAUGGACGGGAUUAGAAUAGAAUUUGGUUAAAAUCUAGGCUCAUGCAUAGAUAGAAUAUUUACCUGUAAAUCAGUUUAAAUAGAUAAAGA
This is a messenger RNA of Sclerotinia trifoliorum, 2447 nucleotides long. The record is from the annotation of a GenBank genome assembly. Lineage: Eukaryota; Fungi; Ascomycota; Leotiomycetes; Helotiales; Sclerotiniaceae.